UAAAUGUUUGUUUGAUUGCUAAGCUGCAAGUUGGCUGACUCUAUUAUUCGUUACUGGGAAGCUGGCGUCUCACUACGCUAGUGCUGGUAUUGUGUGCUCACGUUAUAGCGAUCAGUGGUGUAACGGUAUAUAUAAAUUAAAAAAAUAUUCGUGCUGAGGCAUAAGGACGUCACGAUGCCUCAAACGAAUGCUGCGAAUUUAAGCGAACCUUCUGAGCAAGUACAAAAGAAUGGAUGGCAUUCAUCCGAACAACAGAACGGGCAUCAGCCACACAGGAAAGUUUUUGAUAAUGACGACGAAUUUCAAGCGAACGGGAACCAAGAUAAUGAAAUGGACGAGAGAAAUAGUGUUAGAUAUCCCGAUGGCACGGUGCGACUCCGUAAUCCGAACAUCGAACUUAUGGACCAAGACAUCCUUUACCAUUUGGCACUGGGCAGCGGGUCUCAUGAUCUUGUCGAAAUGUUUGGCGAUGUUAAGUUCGUCUGUAUGGGCGGCACACCAAAACGCAUGGAGCAGUUCGCGUACACCAUAAUGGCUGAGAUAGGGCACAAGUUGCCCUGCGGUACCACGCUGCAAGAUAUCAGUCAGUUCUCCUACCGCUACUCCAUGUAUAAAGUCGGCCCCGUUUUGUGUAUCAGUCACGGCAUGGGUAUUCCAUCAGUGGGAAUCCUCCUGCACGAGGUGAUAAAACUGAUGUACCACGCGAAGGUACGCGACCCAGUGUUCUUCAGGAUCGGCACGUGUGGAGGCAUUGGUUACGAGGGCGGCACCGUCAUCAUUUCCGAAGAGGCAGUCGACGGCGCGCUUCGGAAUGUUCUCGAAUUGACGGUUCUCGGUAAGACGAUUCAGCGACUGGCAAAGUUGGAUAAAAGGCUAGUUCGGGAGUUGAAGGCUCUAUCUGACCCCGAAGAUCCCUAUGACACUGUGACGGGCAAGACUAUGUGCACUUACGACUUCUAUGAAGGUCAAGGACGUCUCGACGGAGCUUUCUGUGACUUCACAGAAAACGACAAGAUGGAGUACUUGGAGGGCAUCCACAAAGCUGGAGUCGUGAACAUCGAGAUGGAGUCGCUGGCGUUUGCUGCGCUGACGCACCACGCCGGCAUCAAGGCAGCUGUUGUCUGCGUCACGCUGUUAGACAGGCUCAAAGGCGACCAGGUUUUAGCACCCAAAGAGGUUCUGGAUGAGUGGCAGCAACGUCCAACUAAGCUCGUCUGUCGAUACAUUAAGAAGUAUUUGCAAAUGAAAGGCAGAUUGUCGUUGGAUGGACACGGAUCGAUCUCCGUUAAGAGUCCGAGGAGGUUCAAACUAGUGCAGCAAGAAUCCGAAACUUAUGAUUAAAUAGCGCUCUAAAGGUGAUCGCAUCAGAAGAGACGACCUGUAAGGAGAGACGCACGCACCUAAUGAACUCACUUCAAAGAAGUCAACAAAGGCUCCCUCGAGUCUUCAACGUCGACCUCUGCUGAUUUCAUCAGCAUUGAUGCAGUUGAUUCGGCUGAAUCUCUCAUAAUAUUUGCAAUGAAUAUGUUAGGUUCCAGCGGUUCUAGCAGCUCUGUCUGCUCUUGUACCUACCACCUUUCCAGUAUUUCAGGUUUUCUCUUUUGUCCAUCGAUGUUCCUUCCUACCUAUAUAGAACGGGUCUCAUUGGAAAAACAGCGUUCAUUAAAUCAAUUUGAUUUGCUAAAUUAAAUCAAUUAGUUCGACUGUGGACGCACGUUUUGAUUGACAGCAAUCGAAACGUACAUAUAUCUAUAGUACGCGUCUAUAUCUUGUCUAUAUAAUAUUAAGGCCUCAUUCAUACGAGAGCUUUUUUAAUGUCCGUUAAAAAAGCGUUCAAAUAGAACAAAUGCAUUCCCAAGUAUCUGUUCACACGACAACGCUUUUUUAAGGCGUAAAUACAACGUUAAAUCCGCCGCUCGUGUGAAAGGGUUAAAGGUAUAGUAAUCCGUCUUGCAGUAUGUUGCUUUUGGAUAACAAUCAUAGACUUAUUAAGUAUAUUAAUGUUAACAAUAGAUAAUAAUGCAAUCAUCGUACAUGGCACCACGCAAAAACAAGAAAGACAUUUCACUAGGAUUCGUUUAAAAUUCGGGUGCAUUUUCGUGGACACAUCACGCAUUCAUUCGAAAUGAGUAGGCCUAAGUAUCUAUGAUGUGAUCACCUUAACUGGGAAAAUAAAAAUUCUGCACUCAAUAGCAUAAAAAGGAACAUCGAAAUUAAGGAAUCCGACUGAAAAGUUGGUCGUCUGAUAUUACAUAUUUAACGUGCUUCCACGAGUGAUGUGUUUGUGCACAAUUUGGACCGCGUAUAUGAUUAGUAGGUAUGUUGGCGGUGUUUUUGAACUAUUUUUGCUGUCAAUAGUAGUUGUAGAGUUUCGCUGUUUAAAUUAUAGUUAGUGUUAAAUUUAAGCUAUUAGUAGCCCUGCUUACAGUAAAUAAAACGAAGCGUCAACGUCGUUAAAACGAAAGCUCCGAUUCAACAGGCGCUCCUCCCUCGGGUGUCUGCAGAAAGAUUACUGAAUGCAGGGUUGUAAUACUUGCUUAUAAAAUAUGAUGUUUGAGUAAUUGAAUAUUAAUUAUAAAGCUAUGUUUAUCUAAGUACAAGUUAAGAAAUGGAUUAAAUAAAUUAUAUCUAUCUACUUGAAUUGUAACCGUGUCUAAUUGUUACGAGUUACGAUUAGGUACAAAGUACUGAAGUCUUUGUGAAGACUUUGUGACCUAUAUAAUUUACGGCACCAAUAUAAUAGAUAAUAGUCAUAAGAUAUAAAAUAAUUUUAGUUUUAAGUGUCUACAAACAAAAAAUGUUAAAUGCUUGAUAAAAAAUUAUUGUAGUUGAAAGUUUCAAUCUGCACUUUUUAUGGUUUUGGACUCAAUUUUUUCUAUUUCAAUUUCCAGUUUUUAAAAAACCUAAUAGUGUUAUAUACCUAACUAAUGAAUUAAGCCUAUACAUACUGUUCAAUUUUAUGCAUGUUUUAUAUUUUCGAUGUAUUAAAUGAUUAUAUGCCAAACCUAAGGUACAAAAUAUGUUUUUGUAUGGGAUGGAAAAUAUGUAGGAAUAGCCAACCGAUUAUGAGAAGGAUUAAGGUACAUAGGAAUACGAUUCAUCUACAGCAGUGGUUACUGAUCGAACAGCCAAUGACGCUAUUUGCUCAGUGGAUCCCACAUAUCAAUUUUGAUAAAAUGUUCUUAGAUAAAAUUUUACAACUAAUGCGUCUGCAUGAAUUUAUUUUCAACAAUGAUUUUGACUAAAGAACUAAUAAACAUGAAAUUUCAGUUGUUAUGUGACCAUCUCUCCGAAUUUUGCCGAUUCAACUUGUAUGUUUGUAUAUUACGUAACCUAAGGUCAUAAGAACUUAGGUACAUUGUGUGUCAAAUUUUUUUUUAUCAGUAAAUUAAUGAAGACAUUUGAACAAACUAAGUAUUAAAUAAAACCAUUUCAUUAGAUUGAAUAAAUAUACGUUACUACUAACACUUUUACUGUUUGCGAAAAUUGGACAUAAUAUUGUUGUGUAUGUUUUUAUACAAAAUAAAGUAGGCGUCCGUUACAUAAUAUUACAAAUUAAGUACCUACUUAGGUAAUAUAUUAUUUAUUGAACAGAUGUUAGCCAUUGGGCCGCUUGCAUGUGUUAUAUAUUGAAUAAAAGUGUUUGUUCCCUCAUA
This is a messenger RNA of Maniola jurtina (meadow brown), 3656 nucleotides long. Its product is annotated as uridine phosphorylase 1. The coding region runs from base 175 to 1341 and encodes 388 amino acids. Gene Ontology annotation, molecular function: uridine phosphorylase activity. The transcript has 10 exons. NCBI's taxonomy places the organism in Eukaryota, Metazoa, Arthropoda, Insecta, Lepidoptera, Nymphalidae. Gene Ontology annotation, cellular component: cytosol; cytoplasm. Gene Ontology annotation, biological process: uridine catabolic process; nucleotide catabolic process. The record is from RefSeq and is a predicted model, not a curated record.